Molecule: messenger RNA, 4133 nt
Organism: Myotis davidii
Lineage: Eukaryota; Metazoa; Chordata; Mammalia; Chiroptera; Vespertilionidae
Gene: BOC
Product: BOC cell adhesion associated, oncogene regulated
Exons: 21
Coding region: 254-3538 (1094 amino acids)
Biological process (GO): nervous system development; axon guidance; cell-cell adhesion
Cellular component (GO): axon; plasma membrane
Molecular function (GO): protein binding
Source: RefSeq, a predicted model, not a curated record
CUCUCUCCGCGCUCACCACGCUGGCCCCGGGCCGGCUCUCCCUUCCCAGGAGCCGGCUGCACCAGAGUCCCAGCACAAGCUUCCUGAAACCCAUGACCCAUGAAGUCUUGUCGACACUCACACCGGCUGAUGGCAGCAGCAAUGAAAUAGAAGAAACAGAGUGCUGUAGAGGAUUGCAGAAUCUCUGGGAGUGACUGGUGGCUUAUGGGACGUUGGCUUCGGACCCUUUGUCACACACCUGCCGCGUGGGACGAUGACGACUCAGAGAGGAAGGAGGCCCGCGGUCACGCUCACCUGCCUCCUCUUGGCCACAGCCAGCUGUUUCGCUGACCCAAACAAGGUGCCUCAGGUCACCGUGCAGCCUCCCUCCACGGUCCAGAAGCUCGGGGGAACUGUGAUCCUGGGCUGCGUGGUGGAGCCGCCGGGGAUGAGCACCACCUGGCGCCUGAACGGGAGGGAGCUGAACGGUUCCGAUGAUGCCCUGGGCGUCCUCAUCACCCGCGGGACGCUCGUCAUCACCGCCCUCAGCAACCGCACCGUGGGACGGUACCAGUGUGUGGCCCGGAUGCCUGCGGGGGCCGUGGCCAGCGUGCCAGCCACGGUGACACUAGCCAAUCUCCAGGACUUCAAGUUAGACGUGCAGCAUGUGAUUGAAGUAGAUGAGGGGAACACAGCGGUCAUUGCCUGCCACCUUCCUGAGAGCCACCCAAAAGCCCAGGUCCGAUACAGUGUCAAACAGGAGUGGCUGGAGGCAUCCAGAGGUAACUACCUGAUCAUGCCUUCGGGGAACCUCCAGAUCGUGAACGCCAGCCAGGAGGACGAGGGGAUGUACAAGUGCGCCGCCUACAACCCGGUCACCCAAGAAGUGAAGACCUCGGGCUCCAGUGACCGGCUGCGCGUGCGCCGCUCCACGGCCGAGGCCGCCCGCAUCAUCUAUCCGCCAGAGGCCCAGACCAUCAUCGUCACCAAAGGCCACAGUCUCAUCCUGGAGUGUGUGGCCAGCGGGAUCCCGCCUCCGCGGGUCACCUGGGCCAAGGAUGGGUCCAGUGUCGCGGGUUAUAACAAGGAGGACUCGGGGACCUACCGCUGCAUGGCCGACAACGGGGUCGGGGAGCCUGGGGCGGCGGCCAUUCUCUACAACGUCCAGGUGUUUGAACCCCCCGAGGUCACUGUGGAGCUGUCCCAGCUGGUCAUCCCGUGGGGCCAGAGUGCCAAGCUCACCUGUGAGGUGCGCGGGAACCCCCCGCCCUCAGUGCUGUGGCUGAGGAACGCCGUGCCGCUCACCCCCAGCCAGCGCCUCCGACUGUCACGUAGGACCCUGCGUGUGGUCAGUGUGGGGCCUGAGGAUGAGGGUGUCUACCAGUGCAUGGCCGAGAACGAAGUUGGCAGUGCCCACGCCGUGGUCCAGCUGAGGACCGCCAGGCCAGGCACAACCCUGAGGCCAUGGCCCGAUGCUAAGCUGGACACUGCCACACCUCCGGUGCCACCCUCCAGACCAAGAAGCCCUGACCAGAUGCUGAGGGGGCACCCUGGGCUCCCGAGGCCUCCAACGUCGGUGCAGCCGGCUUCCCCGCAGUGCCCUGGAGAGAAAGGGCCGGUGGCGCCCGCCGAGGCACCCGUCAUCCUCAGCUCACCCAGGACCUCCAAGACUGACUCUUACGAGCUCGUGUGGCGGCCUCGGCAUGAGGGUGGCAGCCGGGCACCGAUCCUCUACUAUGAGGUGAAACACCGCAAGGUCACAAACACCUCUGAUGAUUGGACCAUCUCUGGCAUCCCAGCCAACCAGCACCGCCUGACCCUCACCAGACUGGACCCCGGGAGCUUAUACGAAGUGGAGAUGGCAGCUUACAACUGUGCAGGCGAAGGCCAGACAGCCAUGGUCACCUUCCGAACGGGACGGCGGCCCAAACCUGAAAUCAUGGCCAGCAAGGAGCAGCAGAUCCAGAGAGAUGACCCUGGAGCCAGCCCCCAGAGCAGCAGCCAGCCAGACCACGGCCGCCUCUCCCCCCCAGAAGCUCCAGACAGGCCCACCAUCUCCAUGGCCUCAGAGACAUCGGUGUUUGUGACCUGGAUCCCCCGUGGGAAUGGUGGGUUCCCGAUCCAGUCCUUCCGUGUGGAAUACAAGAAGCUGAAGAAAGUGGGGGACUGGAUGCUAGCCACCAGCGCCAUCCCUCCGUCCAGGCUCUCAGUGGAGAUCACAGGCCUAGAGAAAGGCACCUCCUACAAGUUCCGAGUCCGGGCUCUGAACAUGCUGGGGGAGAGCGAGCCCAGCGCCCCCUCCCAGCCAUACGUGGUGUCGGGCUAUAGCGGCCGCCUCUAUGAGCGCCCCGUGGCGGGCCCGUACAUCACCUUCACCGACGCCGUCAAUGAGACCACCAUCAUGCUCAAGUGGAUGUAUAUCCCAGCAAGUAACAACAACACCCCCAUCCAUGGCUUCUACAUCUAUUACCGGCCUACGGACAGUGACAACGACAGUGACUACAAGAAGGACAUGGUGGAAGGGGAUAGGUAUUGGCACUCCAUCAACCACCUGCAGCCGGAGACCUCCUAUGACAUUAAGAUGCAGUGCUUUAAUGAGGGCGGCGAGAGUGAAUUCAGCAACGUGAUGAUCUGUGAAACCAAAGCUCGGAAGUCUGGUCAUCCUGGCGGGCUCCCACCCCCAACUCCGGCUCCACCUCAGCCGCCACCCCCUGAAACCAUGGAGCGGCCGGUGGGCACGGGGGCCAUGGUGGCACGCUCCAGCGACCUGCCCUACCUGAUUGUGGGGGUCGUCCUGGGCUCCAUCGUCCUCAUCAUCGUCGCCUUCAUCCCCUUCUGCUUGUGGAGGGCCUGGUCCAAGCAGAAACAUACAACAGACCUGGGUUUUCCUCGAAGUACCUUGCUGUCCUCCUCCUGCCAGUACACUAUGGUGCCGCUGGGAGGACUUCCCGGCCACCGAGCCCACGGGCAGCCCUACCUCAGCGGCACCAAUGGACGGGCCUGUGCCAAUGGGGGGCAUGUGAACAGGGGCUGCCCUGCGCCUGCCAUGGGCCACCCAGGCGUGAAGCCUCCGCAGCACUGUCCCGGGGCACGGCCACAGCAGGACGACACCCACCACCUCCGGAGGCAGACCGCUCCUGGCGAUGGACAUGACGUCCACAGUGCCCCGCCUCCCAGGGGAGCCAAGGCCAACCCAGACGAGGCCUCUUUCCUGUACACACUGCCUGGUGCCUCAACGCACCAGCGGCUGCAGGCCCGCCAGGACCGCCACCCCCUCCAGGAGCAGCCUGCUCCAACCAGCCAGUCCGGGAUGAGGCGAGGACCCCAGACUCCGGGGCUGGAAGCAACAUGGGACCCUCUUUUUCACCCAGGGCCCCCGUGCUGCUUGGGCCUGGCACCGGUUGAAGAAGUGGACAGUCCUGACACUUGCCAAAUGGGUGGAGGAGAGUGGUGCCCCCAGCACCCCACGGGGACCCACGGAGGACAGGAGCCCGGGAGGCAGCUCUCCCCCAGCCCAUCAGUGCACAUAUCUUUUGAAACACCACCCCCCAUCAUUUAGGCAGAAGCCAGCAUUCCAGAAAGACUAUUAUGGUUUAUAAAGAGACAGAGGAAAUUGGUAUUUAUUUUUCUAUAAUAGCCAUAUUUAUAUAUUUAUGCACUUGUAAAUAAAUGUAUAUGUGUUGUUAUAAUUCUGGAAAGACAUAGGGACUCCUACCCAUGGAGGUAUGAGAGGUUAAACAAAGAAGCCACCACAUACCAGGAGCAAACCAGGAAAGAGGAACACGGACUGGCCAGCACCCAGAUUGAGGAGGCGGCUCAGAACCUCUGCCCCUGCCCAGGAGGCUGCAGAGGCCCAGAGAGCAGCUGCCCGAGGGAAGACUCCCGCUCACUGUGCGUGAGGAGCGCACGGGGAAGGGGAACGGGGAACGCAGAGGCCAGGGGCGCACAGGCUGCAGACACCUGUGAAGACGGCCAGCUCCAGUGCUACAGGCAAGGUCUCCAGAAGACGCCCGUGAGAACAGACUCAGAUGUGUAUAGUACUAUAAGCAUUAACAGACCUUCCAGAAUCAAUAAUCCGCGGCAACAUCGCUCUGUAAAAACAAACACUGUAACUUCUAAAUAAAUGUUUAGUCUUCCCUGUAACCUUCAGCUUA